This is a messenger RNA of Didymosphaeria variabile, 1602 nucleotides long. RefSeq lists its product as uncharacterized. Lineage: Eukaryota; Fungi; Ascomycota; Dothideomycetes; Pleosporales; Didymosphaeriaceae. The transcript has 5 exons. Gene Ontology annotation, molecular function: transmembrane transporter activity. Gene Ontology annotation, biological process: transmembrane transport. The record is from RefSeq and is a predicted model, not a curated record. Bases 1 to 1602 code for a protein of 533 amino acids.
AUGUCGGUCACACACGAUCAAAAUGAACUGCGCCAGAUCGAGGCCGAACUCCACACGGAGAUCCUGCCCGGCACCGAGAUCAUGGCAGACGUCGGCGCCCACCACUUCGUCAAAGGCGCUCACCGCACUGUUCUCGUCCCGCAGCCCUCGGACUCACCAAAUGAUCCGCUUAACUGGAGCACGGCGUGGAAGAUCGCCUGUAUUACGAGCGCGAGCGUGGUGACGUUUACGCAAGGGUUUGGACCACUGGCGUUGGCGCCUGCGGUCCCGAUCAGCACAUCCUUCGGUCGUCGUCCCGUUUAUCUUAUUUCUCAACUCAUCAACUUCGGAACUUCCAUAUGGCGUGCCAAGGCCAACUCUUACGGUUCCUUCAUGGGUGCCUGUGUUGUGAACGGACUUGGGGCCGGACCAGCUGAGACUAUCAUGCCUGCAGUCAUCGCGGACAUCUUCUUCUUGCACGACAGAGGCAAAUGGAACACGCUUUACUGGGUCGUCUACAUGGGCUCUCUGAUGGUCGGACCCAUCAUCAACGGCGCCAUGGUCGAGACUGUUGGCUGGAGGAGCUUCUGGUGGUUCAACACCGGUAUUCUUGGACUGAGCUUUCUCAUGGUCGUUUUCAUGUUCCCGGAGACAAGAUUUCCUCGAGAACAUCCCGAAGCUACGCAAGUUGCUCCUGCGAAGACGAGUCCUGCGGCAUCUUCUACGGAAAAGGGGCACACGGCGCACAACGACGACGUCGAUGUAGAACAAGAGAAGAUCCAACACGUACCUACAGCGAGUUCAGCACUUCCGAACACGGAGGAAGGUCUUACACGCGAGGAAACGGCCGCGCGCGAUCCGUACCUGGGCAAGGGCAAGCCCAGUAAAGGGCAGUGGGGUCUUUUCCAGAAGAACGCUCAUCCAUUCAAGAGCAUUCUGUUGGACCUGUGGAUUCCCUGGAAGCUUUUCGCUUUCCCAAUUGUCGAGUUCGCAAGUUUUGUGGUAUCAUGGAGUUGCAGUUCGUUUUUGACGCUGAACUUGACGCAAAGUCAGGCUUUUGCGGCACCGCCGUACAACUUCAAGCCUCUAUCUAUCGGCUUCAUGAACUUCGCAGUACUAGUAGGCGCCUUCAUCGGACUGUUCACCGCCGGUCCUCUUUCCGACUGGCUCUCCGCACGCUCUACACGCCGCAACAAUGGCAUCCGUGAGCCCGAGAUGCGUCUCCCAGCCAUGAUACCCUAUAUCAUCAUCAUGUAUCUCGGCAACAUCAUCGUGUCAGUCGGAUACGACAAUCAUUGGCCCUGGGAAGCUAUCGUCAUCAUCGGCUACACCUGCGCAGGCAUCCAAGUUGCCGCCAUCCCCGGCAUCGUUAGUACCUACGCGGUCGACAGCUACAAACCCGUCGCAGGCAGCUUGUUCGUCAGCAUCACAGUGAACAAGAACGUUUGGGGUUACGGGUUCAGCAAGUUUAUCACGCCUUGGGCGGAGGAGGCGGGCUUUGUGCCGCCGAUUAUGACGAAUGCGAGUUUGAUCUUGCUGUGGUGUUUGUUUACGGGGUUGUUUUGGUGGAAGGGGAAGACGUUUAGGAGGUGGAGCAGGAAUAGUAAGGUGCAUAGGAUGUAA